UGUGCGGCGCACUGGAGAGCCCCAUUGUGUGUUCUCGCGCGACGCUACUCACUAGCGCGCGUACGCGUGUGCAUCGCGUUCAUUCGCGUCGUCGGCAGAAGGUAAAACGCCAGUACAUUAUCGCCUUCGAACGAGGCUUCCUUUAUUAAAUUGAAAUCAUGACGCGACGAGAGAAUGGCACGAGAAUUUGCGAUUAGCACGAAGACCGGAGUAAAUUUCAAAUAGGGUCGCCGUGAAGAAAAUUUCCAGAUAACGAUAAUGGCGAACGCGGCGUUUUGAGGGCGCGUUUGAUUCUCAAUGAGGUCACGUUCUGCGAUGAGCGACAAAAGGCGGGGGCCGCAAACAACGGGAGAUGGAACGUACGUGUGCCUCGAAUGCAUUCUGCGGGAAAGAAAGAUCGGAAAGCGUCCCCGGCGCUCUCAGCCCUCUGUCCGCUCGCUGCCAAUUAACAAUGCACACUUCAGUCGCAAAGGCAUUCUCCGACAAGCCGCCCAACGCCCGUGAAAACCGGGCUCUCUCCGUGUCUCUACGUAUUCGCAAAUUGGUUCGCGCAACUGGACGAGAAAUUCGUGCCCGCGGUAGAUCGAAGUGAGAGCUAAAAUGUUAACCAGAUGGAAAUCCAGGACGAUUGGUUCAACGUAUCGGCGUGCUUAAAAUAGGCGAGCCAGCGCUCCGGCGAGUCGCGAGGGAGAAGAUGCUCGUCGGUUAGACGGAGCUGAAGAGAUGCACCUGAAGCACCCUACUUUCGACUCUCCGAGAUACACAUCGACGCUGCUCUCGUGACAAACCGUGAGGAAAAAGUACAAACAUGCCGGUGGGUGGACGAGUCGCGGGUAAAGUCGGCAUCUACAGCUCCCACUACAAUGGAAAGGGAUACAGCGGCAUAAACGAGGAGAUCAUCUGGAUCAGCGUAGGCAUGGGCAUCACCAUAGCGAUCCUGAUCAUCAUAGCGCUGUGCUACAUCGCCCGUGAGAAGUGUCGCAAGCGGCACGAGGGCUACUACACGUCCUGACGCAUGUUUCCGCCGCCCUCGUGGGCGUCCUGGUCGUUUAGCCCGACGACACCAGGGAUCCUCUUCAGCCCGACCAUGUCGAGGGGCAAGCCGCGGGCUUACUAUAUCACCGUCUAAAACCCACCGCGUUUUUUCCCCCCGACGGAAAAGCCCCUGGAAGUCGUGCGAGAGCUGCGCGGAGCUGCGAAAUGGAACACGGAUGCGAAGUGCGCGCAUUUUCCCACAUUAGCAACGGUUCGCUGUGUGCAGAAACAGAUUUUCAUGGAGAAAAUUGAGAGAAUUUGCAUAUUCUGACGAAAGAAUCUCCCAUUAGCCGCUCUCUUCUCUUCGCUAAACCACCGUGAAACCGAAAUGAAAGUAAUUUUUUGAAAUUAAAACUCGAUAAUAACAGACGUUAAGAACAAUCGACCGGAAUUAAAAUCGCGCAAUUAUUAUUACAAAUCCGAAAACGGUGAAAUUUACGUUUCAUUUACGGGAGAGAAUCAAUUUCGAAUUCCUGCGGGCGUAAAGCUUUUAUCGCCAGGCACAUAUUCUCCUUGGGACACAUUUGGUAUGUCGUUCGCGCAAUGCAUUCCCGGCUAAUGGUUCCAAUUUCGCGCGUUAUGAGACUACUGCCGGGGCUUUUCCCGAAUAAGAGGGUAAUCUUCGCGCCAUUUUACGCACACCGACGAGAGACGGGAAUUUUCAAGAGGGGGCGGAAGAAUAGGAUCGCCUUUUUAAGGCUUAAUGAAGAUUCCCGCCCAAAGAGAGAUAUUUAACGCAAACUUGUGUAGUGGGCAAUAGUGCGGCUCUAUUCGCUGUGAGUAGCGGUACAUUCAACAAAUUGUCAUUCCUUCUAAACGCAACCCGAGCUUUGUAUCUAGAUAGUCGCGCGGUGCGUGUGUGUGUCUGUGUGUGUGCGCGCGUGUACGAGCGUGUAGUCAACCGACCAUUAUUCUCAUUCGCGAAACGUGUCCUCGAAACAACUUUUCGGACGUUUCUGAAAGACACAACAGGCUCUGCUGGUACUUCGGUUAAAGUAAACUGCACGAAUAAAGUAAGUACAAUUAUUCACUGAGCACUGCGUUGGUAUAAAUAGAUAAAUGAAAAUUAAUUGGAAGAUGUUCGUCUCCGCGCACGUUUAACUCGUGAAAUUCAAAUAUGAAGUAGAUAAAAUUAACAUAUCUUUAUUCUACUGAGAACUCUUUUUUUUCCUUUAAAUUCCCGAGAAUUAAAAUUCAGAGAAAGAGUUGGAAAAAGACUCUGCACGCGAGAUCAACGUACAAUUGCCGGAACGGAGUCCGCGUAACGACACUUCAAACUUGAAAGACUUGAAGAAGAAAAAAAGAUUACGGCACGUGUAUUCGCGAUGCCUUUGUUGAACAAUCGUAUCAUUCCGGUACUUUCGUCACAAACGACGCCGCGCGGAAUCGUUUUCGUUAUUCACGCUUUUUUCGCUCGGGACAAAUGAAAGUGUGUCUCAUCAGAGCGCCGCCGAGUGGAAAAUUCUCAUUUCGAAUGAAAAGCCGGUGAUUUACGACUAUUACGAGCGCCCACGGGUCAUGCGAUUUGAUCUUUUAUCCCGCCGCAAAUUACGACGUCGGGGCUUCAAGUUUUAUCCGGAAGGACGACAAUUAUUGCGGAAAUCAUUCUUUUCCCUCGCGAGCUCCGAACGCAUUCGCUUCGCAAAGAGCAAAGAGCGAUCCGCUGAACGUUACAACAGAUCGGAUAAUUCCGUCGCGCGUCAAUCAUUCGCCGUAAUUAACUUCGUUAUCUUGCGAAGCUUCCGUCUGCAUCACAACGUUGCCGCGGAGAUGCGAUGGAGCUUCAAUUUCGCCUUCCUUUCCGGCGAUUGCGGGAAAUCGCUUAACUUCUUCCAAAGAUCAUUCUCUUAUGUGUCUUUCUCGCUGCGAUCGAUACUUCGGCGACACUUUCCAUUAUUGGCUGCUCCUCGCAGCUGACGUUAGUUACACAAUCUCUCUCUCUUUCUCUCUCUCUCCGUUGACAUCUUCCAUUUCUGUCAAACAUGCAUCUUCUUUAAAGACGUGCUCCAGCUCGCUCGUUAAAAGCAAACUCUGAAACGCAACCUAAUCGCAUUAUUUCCGCAUCUUCUCUUCUCAUAAUUUUCAAUUUUCACGUGUAAUCGUAAGAAAAAUGAACGAAAGCUAAACGGACAUUUUACUCGCCUAUUAAACAAGAAAAUUGCACAACGCGAGGAGAUUGCGACUUGUAAACGCAAUCUUUUAAUACAAUGCAGCUUUAAAUUGUAUACAUUAUUGAUUUUCUAAGAAACUGCAAUACUCGACUGUUUCUGACGCUCGCAAAAAGCAUUAACUUUUCACUUUAUACACUUCGUAUAAUUUAUAUAUUUGCCAAUUUAUGCAACGCGCGCAUUACGAAAAAGUUCUCGGAAAAAUUUAAACGUAAAGAAAAACAGAAUGUUUUCUUCACAAAGAUACUUCGUAGAGAACACUUAAAGGACAAAACACGUCGGAAGUAAAUUACACACUUGAAGUUGCCUUCAAUCUUCUACACGUCUAAAAACUCAAAGCAGCUUCGAGCAUGCAAUUUAUUUCAGGCGUGUUUUCUUCCUCCGUUCUUCUUGCGAGCGUCGAAUACGUCCAAAAUGAUCUUCUCCAUCGUGCAUCCUUCUUAGCUACGUUAUCGACUUCACAUGUGCGUUCAAUUAACGAAGUUCACCUGUGCGUAAUCGAUGGAGUAACUUAGUUCUAACGUAAGCUCGAGGCUGCGAUCAAAUUUCAUUAUGACGUAAGAAUUCUGACCAAACCCUAGAGUACAUUUUCUGAACUGAGAUCCUGAACCUCAACCUGAAGAUAAUAUCGACUUUUAGAGGAGCUUUAGAGCUAUUAUAUAGAAAUAACGGGUAUUUGUUGUUAGAGGAGUUUCUUUCCGAAGUGUGUUCUCUGCGAAAUAUUUCCACCGGGGAAAAAGAGCCUCAUUUCUUUACGUUUAACAUUCUCCAAGUAGUUGUCCGCAUCGCAUAAUUAUUGAAAACUUACGAUAAUUAUUAAUAAUUUAUCUUGUUUCUGGAUAAAAAGGAAUUAAUAACGCGGUAAGAGCUGGUAUAAAAAUACAGACAAUUGGUAGUAAAUUAUUUUCACAAAAUUAAAUAUAUAUCUAACGACUUGUGCAAAACUCGCCUUCAAAAUAUUUAUCAGAUGUGUUCUAUAUAUAAAUAUAUCACAGUUAAAAAAAAGUAUUCCGCGGCUAACAGCUUCGGAAAACUCUAUGUGUUAGAGAGUUAUAUAUACAUAUAUAUAUAUAUACAUAUGUCGUUGUGACGUCAACUAAAAAAAUGUUAUGUAGAUAACGCGUGAGAUUAAUGAGUGCGAAGCGGCCGGUUGCCAAUCGACGAGAUGAUAAAGAUAGAAAGAAAAAGCUCCUCAACAUUAUCUCUACGCGUUAUUUGUAAAAAUACACGACGGUCAACGCACGAUUUAUCCGAUAUAAAAAAAAAAAAUGUUAUUAAUAACUGUGUGUUCUCAUUGAUAGUAGUUGAUGUAAAAAUACCGACACUUGUUGUACCGCAGCAGCGUUGUCUGGAUUAUUUUUACAAAACUACGUCCAAUUUAAUCUGAAACGGAUUUAAAAAAAUCCAUCAAUAACCCAUUGCUUAUUCAACGGCGCGACUAUUUUGAUAAUUGCAUAUUUACUUGCAGGCGUUGUAGCUGACGAACAACAAUGCAUUUUACAAUUCGUCGUUGAUCAAUCUAGAUGACAAAAGGGCACGAGUUGCCGUCGUGCAAUUAUUCGCUUGACGCAAACUGUCUUCGGAGGCGCUUGACGACCGGCGACCUCGUACUUAAGUAAAGCUAAAUGUUCCUCGCGCGUGCGAUCCACCGUCGUGGACUUUAGACGUUUGUAUUUUAUAAUUGUCGAGAGAGAGCUCGUUUCCACGCCGACGGCGGAAUCUCUUCGAGUCACGCGCGGCGUAUUUUACAGACUUUAAUAUAACGUUUUGAACGUGCGGCACCGAUCCCUGCGCAAAUCCGCACGAUCGCACACCUCCUAGUCUGCACUUCUACUGAAAGUAGAAAGAGUGCCGUUCGUUGUAUUACGUCUAUCGCAAACGACCAACUUGAUAGAUCGCUGUGUGUAUGACUUCUUCUUCUUCUUUUUUGUCCAUUUGUAAUGAAUAAACUAUUGUAACACUA
Linepithema humile (Argentine ant) is the source of this 5166-nucleotide messenger RNA. The record is from RefSeq and is a predicted model, not a curated record. Lineage: Eukaryota; Metazoa; Arthropoda; Insecta; Hymenoptera; Formicidae.